Prunus armeniaca (apricot) is the source of this 579-nucleotide messenger RNA. The record is from the annotation of a GenBank genome assembly. Lineage: Eukaryota; Viridiplantae; Streptophyta; Magnoliopsida; Rosales; Rosaceae.
AUGGCACAGAUGGGGCUGGCACUUGGCUACCAUGAUGUCUCCAUUUUCGUGUCACUUACUAGCAUUUGGGGUUUCUUUGGCCGCAUAGUCUCUGGCCUGGCCUCGGAAUAUUACAUUGGGAAAUGUGGCACCCCUAGGCCUCUGUGGAAUGCAGCUGCUGAGGUUCUAAUGGCACUUGGGUUCAUAGCCAUGGCUUCAGCCUUGCCUGGAUCUUUCUACAUUGGUUCAAUUUUGGUGGGCAUGGGCUACGGGGUGCUUCUCACCAUAACAGUUCCAGUUUCCUCAGAGCUAUUUGGUCUCAAAUACUAUGGACUUUUGUACAACAUUCUCAUCCUCAACCUUCCUUUGGGCUCCUUCCUCUUCUCUGGCUUACUUGCUGGUCUUCUAUACGAUGCCCAAGCCACUAGCACCAGUGGCGGUGGGACCACCUGUGUUGGGCCCCACUGUUACAUGCUUGUGUUUGUGAUCAUGGCAAUUGCUUGCAUGCUCGGGCUUGCACUGGAUAUGCUGUUGGCAUUUAGAACAAAGAACGUUUAUGCCAAGAUUUAUGAGAGCAAAAACCACACCACGACCACAUAG